Molecule: messenger RNA, 2445 nt
Organism: Sclerotinia borealis F-4128
Lineage: Eukaryota; Fungi; Ascomycota; Leotiomycetes; Helotiales; Sclerotiniaceae
Source: the annotation of a GenBank genome assembly
AUGACAACCGGAAAUAUACCUCCUGAAUCUCCUCCUAUUUUACCAACGGCUACUUGGGCUCAGAAACCAGGCAGAGCAGGUACCCCGACCAGCGUCUAUUCGAACACACACUCUCCUUUGAUAGGGGCUCCGAUUUCUCCGACAAUUACAACUUCUUCCAGCCCCCGAGUGGGUGUAACUUCUGGAAGCACCAGCCCGACAAUAUCACCCAUAUCACCAAAUAGCUCAUCACAUUCCAACUUUCCUAACUCUCAAAUACAGACGACGCCGCCUACGAGUCCGACUAUUUCAACGCAUUCCGGACUUCCUGGCCUCCAAAUACAGACGACACAAUCUAUAAGUCCAAAUUUUAUCGUUUCGAAAUGGGGAAUCGGAUGGGAAACACCGACGAUAAUGAUAUCGUGUUAUGUACUUGCUCUCGCAACCGCUCUACUUCAUUUGUUCUUAUUCAUCUAUAUCUCGGGUAAAAAAGCCGACGGGAAAGAUCGAGUUGCUCCUCAGACAUAUGUCUCCACAGCUUCCAACAUUCUAGCGAAUUUUUUCGCGUUAUUUCUCAAGACGGCGUUAGCAAUAGCUUUUAUCCAGUAUCUUUGGCAUCUUCUUCGUGUCCAAACUAUGAAAGUCUCCACGAUCGAGACUCUUUUUGAUCUAAAGUCCAACUUUUUUCAGAUGUUUACGGGUGCUGCUAUUCGAGCUAGUCCUGUUUUGUGUCUGCUGUCUAUGAUUAUGGCCAGUAUGACGGUUGCACUCAGCUUUCCUCCUGGCGCUAUCAAUGUUGUUUCGGCACAGAGAACAACGUAUAGCUCGGUAGUUGUCCCUACGUUCAACGCAUCAUUUAUGGGGAAUGGUUCUGGUUUAGCCGCUAACCAGUACUCUCUGGAUACAUUAUCACCGGUACCUGAAAGCGCAGAUGGAUCUGUGUCUGGGUUUUCAUCAAGCGGUCUAAAAUCAGGAAAACACUCUAAUCUACUUCCUCGCCUCGCAUUUCAAACAAUGAUCACAGGACAAGCAUUCGAUCAACCCUCACCAUGUGGCAUGAAUUGUUCCUUCGUCAUAGAAUUCGAAGGACCAACCCUCGAAUGCAAUUCAUCCAGCACUACAUAUAGCGAAUUUUUCGAAGGCACGAUUGGAUACCCGAACUUCACCAUCUACUCCGGAAAUUGGUCUGAUCUCACACUUAAUUCCACACCUCGCUCCCUAUUUUACAAUGAAACUUACUCGAAUGCUCACUGGCAAAGUACAACAUUAACUCUCUUGGACGCAGAAGUAGAUACAGUUAACUCCAUCCUGAACACAACCAUAACACAAAAUAACCUCUACUGUAUCCCCGGCCGCGCACUCUACACCGUAAACAAUACCUAUGUCUCCAACAUUCUUACACGCACUAUAACUACUGCUCCCAUAUCGCCCCUGAUCAACCUCGCGCUCUCCACCCAAAAUAAUACGGUCAACGUGCCCGGCUUCACCAACGCCUCUGGUAUCACAACUGGACACGAAUAUGGAACUAUCCCCGCAGACUGGAGUGCUGAUGCUCUAAACUAUUACCGUGAUUUGAACAUGAUGACAAUCCUUGAUACCAUGUUCUAUCACCUCGCUGGCGAAUAUACCGCGAACCCUGCCGUUGUUUCAAAUUUGGAAAAGGAGAGGGCGACCGAUGCUAUCAGUGACAAGGGAUGGGGGGAAAGCACGCCGACGUUUGGAAAUGCCGAUGCUGGUACUUCUGGAGCACUCAACGGCACCAUAAUCUCGCGCACCCCUCUCAACACAGCCUUCAAACACUACACCCUCAAUUCCUCCGCCAACCCUAACUUCCAACUCACGCAAGAAUCGCUCAACGCGCUCCUCCAAAACAUCACCCUCAGCACGUCGCUCUCCUACGCCCUCUGGUCCACUCCCACCAACACCAGCAUCCACACGACCGAAAAUAUAUACAACUUCUCGCAACCGCUUAACCUCUUGCUCCCCUAUCUCCUCUCCCUACUCCUCUCCCUCCCCUUUCUCUUCCUCGGCCUAUGGGCUCUGGUUCAAAAUGGAGUUAGUGCUAGGGAUACCAGCUUUACCCAAUUAUUAUGCACUACCUCCUCCCUUUCCUCUCUCUCCUCUCUCUCCUCUCUCUCCACACUCUCCACCUCUCCCUCCACCUCCAUCUCCCAAACCUCCUCCCAAACCUCCUCCCCAACAAACGCAAACUACCACACCCACACCGCCGGAAACACACUAUCGACCCUCACCCAAGGCGCCUGUCUCGGCAACCCCCAAUCGCGUUCGCAACCCCUGAACGAUUUAUACAUCCGAUACGGCGAACUCAAGAAUGUGCAUUUGCAUUUGCAUUCGGGCACCACUCUCAAUGACAGUGGUGCGUUGGAUAUUCGAAGAGCCGGGUUUGGCUUGGAGCAUGAGGUGCGGCCGUUGGUGAAGGGGGGGAGGUAUGGGGUUAUGGUUUAG